Anolis carolinensis (green anole) is the source of this 2485-nucleotide messenger RNA. Its product is annotated as regulator of G protein signaling 4. The transcript is spliced from 5 exons. Lineage: Eukaryota; Metazoa; Chordata; Lepidosauria; Squamata; Anolidae. Bases 148 to 693 code for a protein of 181 amino acids. The record is from RefSeq and is a predicted model, not a curated record.
UUGGCCGAAACAGCUGGCUGGGAUUCAAGGCAGCCUCUUGAUAUAUUUAUAUAUUUUCUGAGAAGAAGCAGCCUGUGCAACAGACAGAGCCACAGCCUUUUCUACACAAUCUGCUUGGCAUCAAGAAGGAAAUAACUACAGGACAAGAUGUGCAAAGGACUAGCAGCCUUGCCACACACAUGUCUGGAGAGAGCCAAGGAGAUCAAGACCAAGUUGGGUACACUGCUACAGAAGCCAGACUCAUCUGUAGACCUGAUCAUCCCCUAUUCUGAGAAGCCGGAAAAACCAGCAAAGCUCCAGAAACCUUCUGCUGAGGAGGCUUGGCAGUGGCGCAACUCUCUGGAGAAACUCCUUCAGAAUCCCUAUGGGCUUGCCAGCUUCCAGAACUUCCUCAAGUCUGAAUUCAGUGAAGAGAACAUUGAAUUCUGGAUUGCUUGUGAAGACUAUAAGAAAAUAAAAUUUCCUUCUAAAAUGACUGAAAAGGCCAAGAAAAUUUAUGAAGAAUUCAUCCAGAGUGAGGCUCCUAAAGAGGUAAACAUUGACCAUUUCACCAAAUCUGUGACCAUGAAGAAUCUGGUGGAACCAUCUGAGAGCACUUUUGAUCUGGCUCAGAAGAAGAUCUUCAUGCUGAUGGAGAAGGAUUCUCUCCCCAGAUUUGUGCGUUCUAGCAUAUAUCAGGAGUUCAUAAAGUAGCAAUGUAGCAGAGCUGUGCUAGGCCUUGAUACUCCUGAUUACAAACGGGGCCAUUGUUUAUCAGCUACUACUUUGUGACAUUUAUCUUACUAGUUUCCUUUUCUUGUGUGUAUUCCAGGCUUCAGAUGUUCAAAGAGUGUUGUUGUUCGAUAUCUUGCCCAUGCUGUUUGGUCUCUCGGUUUUUUCCCCUCCGGAUGAUUCAAUUUUACCCUUUCCUCACAUUUCUCCCCAUCACUGACACUAUUGUAGAUAGAGGCAAGAACAUAGAGUUUGAAGGGCUACACUAGUCACUCCUGUUAAAUAUAACAGAUGAUAACUAUUGAUACACGCAAGACUAAACUGACUAAAUUCUUCUAUACAUCCUUGAUCCGACCACCUUAGAUUUAAGAAGAAUGUAAUACACCGUUUUGUCCCCUCUGUUUGAAGUAUCCUAUGCGAAGUAGAGUAUUGGAAACCUAUACUUAUUAUCCAUCAUUAGCAAAUAAGGCUGGAUCUACAGUGCCCUAUAUCCCAGGAUCUGAUCCCAGAUUAUUUGUUUAUCCUAGAUUAUCUGGCAGUAUAGAUUGUCAGUUCAAAGUAGAUAAUCUGGGAUCAGAUCCUGGGAUAUAGGUCGCUGAAGAUCCAGCCUCUGAUCAGACAGACAAGUUUUCCCAAACUUAACACCCUCUAGAUUCUAGGUUUUGGACUACAGCUCUCACCAUUCAUAUCCAAACAGGAAAGUGAUCAAGUUGUCUGUGGAUGAAAGAAACUGUAGCCUAUCUCAUCUGAGGGUGUGCCAGUUUGGGAAAAUUAGUUUCAACGACAAAGAUGGAAAUAGAAAUGAAGUCUUUUUACUUAAAUACUUCAGAGAUGCUACUCAUAUUCCCAUCUCAAAACAUUAGUACAACAUGGCAAUUUAAUGUCAGCAAUUGCAUCUGGUGAAUUACUGUUUGUAUCAGUGUCUGGUGAGACCCAGUGCAUAUUGUGCCAUCGCAUCUUGAAUGUGAUUUUCCUGCUUCUUGGCAGGGGGUUGGACUGGAUGGCCCACAAGGUCUCUUCCAAUUCUAUGACUCUAUGAUUCUAUGACUCUAUCAUAAAGAGAGUGGCAUAUAAUAACCCUUGCUAUAUAAGAGAUCACUCAAAAUAUACUUAAUGUGGGAAAGUGAUGGCAUAAAAUUAUCCUUGUAAUAAUUAGUUACGUAGACAUGGCCAAGUUUGAAUUCUGAAGUUUGCAACAAGUAAGUAAUGGUAGUUUGAGUUUACAUAGCAGUAUUCUAACUAUACUAUUAAUAACAUUGAAUAGACAUAUUGUAAUUUGAUCAUUGUUUGGAACAAGGCCUACCAGAUGAUUAGCACUGGAGAUGUAUCAUAGGGAAAUCACAAUAUCAGCAGGACAACAGUGGGAUAUGGAGAUGAUAGCAUCACACAUAUUCAAAAUACCUGUAAAACAUUUGGAGAUGGGGACAGGGGGGAAAGAUAAUCAGACCAAACAGCAUGACUCGUUUAGUGACCUAGGUCACGUAUCUAUUAUCUUUUCCUGCAUUACAUUUAUUGGGACUACAAUGUUUACAAUGGCCCUGCAUAACCUAUGCACAGCUUUAUGUAAUACUCCUAAGGUAUAUCACUCUUUUCUGAAUUAUGAUGAAAAUAUUUGUGGUGACAUUGUGUUCUAUUAACUUUUUCUGUAGCAUAAAAUGUGGCUGAAAUACAUACACUAUCAUCAAGCAGUGUCAUCUUGUGUGAGUUGUAUUGACAUGGUUAGAAAAAAUAUCCAGUGAGCUGAAGAAAAUUAAAUUAAACUCUAGAAAACUUA